AUGGAAUGGGAGGUCUCUGCUACUCGGCUUUACAAGGGCGAGGCUGUGCAGAAGCUCUUCAAGUUUAUUCGUCAUCUUCGAGAUUCAUUGCCGCCGCCCGAUCGAAAGCUCAAGGGUUGCUGUAAGAUGAUUAAAGAGAGACAAGCAGAAGAGAGAAGGCAAGAUGAGGAGAAUGAGGUAUGUGAGGAGGGAGAGGAAGAGGAAGAGCGAGUGGAUGAUCCAAUGGUGGAAGAAGAAGAAGAAAAAAAAGAGAAAGAGACGGUGCCGGUCUUGAAGAAGGCUGGAAAGUACGCAGCCCCCCCACCACGGGGGCCGGUGAGGAGGCUGAAAGAAAAGACAGCAGAGGACUCCGAGGAGGUCAUGUUUGUGGGCUCUUCUACAUCCUCGGAAAAGAAAGAGUUGGACGAGGUCCGGCGAAAGAUCGAGGGCUGGGAAACGAAAGUCUCCAUCGACAUCCCCCUCGACAUCACCCGCGACUUCGACCAAAUCGUGGACACCCAGCCCAUCAACAUCCUGGACGCUGAGUCCCCAGCACCCACACCCCUCCGAAAGGGUGAGACUGCAGAGAGCAUGAAUGAGCCGGCACUUCCUGUGAACCCCGAGAUGCAGAGGAAGCUACGAAAGGCCAAGCAGGCUGCUAUUUCUGAGGGCAAGGGAACGGGAAAAGGAGCUGGAAUGAAGAUACUUGUGAUGGUCUUCGCGAUCGUUGCCAACAUGCCUCUUGAUUUCACGCAGGUCUAUGAGGCUGUCGAGUUUUCCAAUGAUCUGGAGCCAAUGGAUGAUGUUGGCUAUCGUCCUGAAGAUGAAGCCUGGUAG
Messenger RNA from Symbiodinium necroappetens, 816 nucleotides. Lineage: Eukaryota; Dinophyceae; Suessiales; Symbiodiniaceae. The record is from the annotation of a GenBank genome assembly.